UCUUCUACAUCCAGAUGGAGCGUUUUGCCCGUCAAGCUGUGCGUGACGCUCUCACCCGGGAAGGCACGCCUCAUCUGGCCAGAGAGAGUCAGCUGCGAGUGGGUCGUGAUACCGAGCUUUACCGCAUACUGAACAUGCACUACAACAAGAGUAACGUUUACCAGGUUCCAGAGAGAUUUAUCGAGGUGUCGGAGGUGGCUCUGAGAGAGUUCUACUCAGCCAUUUGGACUGGGCGGGACAGCGACCCCUGCUGGAAGAAAGGAAUAUACAAAAUCAUCUGUAAGCUGGACAGCCCACUGCCGGAUGCGUUCAGAAUGCCAGGUUGUCCAGUGGGCUGACGGCUGAACUAAUUUUCCUCCUGUACAUAAACGCAAACGCAUGCUCGGAAACACAUUUAUCCAAAUAUAUACAAUCUGCUCCAUGCUGGAUUGUGAGACGUGGGAUGAGGGGAGUCCGCGGUUAGAUUAAAAAUUAUUGCGUCAAAUAUAAACAGGAAAGCACAAGUAGAAUCAACACGUUGCACACAGGCAGGCUCAGUGCUCAAAUAAGAGUCUUGUGACUGCUUUUAUUGCGGACGUGCUCAUACGCUGAUUUAAAACGGACAAAGGAGGGAAUUCCUUCUCGAACAUUCCUCAGCAGUCAGCUGACCUCUGAAAUCAGCGUUUCUUGCUUGAUAAAAACCCCUGAAGAAGAGAGUUACUGCAGCCAGAGACCGAAACUAAAUAUUUUGUCACAGAAUUACGCAGAAAUGCUUUGUGUGUUUAUUUAAGAUGGCUGCAUUUUUUAAUUAUUGGCUA
This is a messenger RNA of Nematolebias whitei (Rio pearlfish), 797 nucleotides long. RefSeq names its product prospero homeobox protein 1-like. NCBI's taxonomy places the organism in Eukaryota, Metazoa, Chordata, Actinopteri, Cyprinodontiformes, Rivulidae. The transcript has 3 exons. Gene Ontology annotation, molecular function: DNA-binding transcription factor activity, RNA polymerase II-specific; RNA polymerase II cis-regulatory region sequence-specific DNA binding. The record is from RefSeq and is a predicted model, not a curated record. Gene Ontology annotation, cellular component: nucleus. The coding region runs from base 15 to 338 and encodes 107 amino acids. Gene Ontology annotation, biological process: regulation of transcription by RNA polymerase II.